AUGUCCAACGACACGACGAGCGUCCUCACCAUGCUCGAUGGUCCGCUCAGAACGGCGACUGUGGGCGAACUCACGAAGCUCGGCAUCUCCAUUGAGGGCCUGAGGGAUGACAUGGAUCCGAAAGAGCGCGAGAAGCUCGUGCGAAUGUACCGUCGUAAGAUCGCCAACCGCGAAUCUGCGAAGCGUUCGAAGAUUAGAAAGAAGGCUGAGGAUGCGAAGCUCCUUUCAGCGGCGGAGACGCUUCUCCAGGACGCAGCAACAAUGCGAAAAACCAUCACAACCUUGCAGAAGAAGGUGGACACUUUGUAUGCGGAGAACGUCAAACUUAGGCAACGACUCGGCGAUCAAGUUGGUGAGCACGAGGAGAAACCGCCAUCGGUGAUCGAGCCCGUUGAAUUACCGCCAGAGGUCGAGACGCCGAGCCUCGUUAUGAAGGAGGCACGCAAGAAGAAGCGCGGCAUGUUGAAGUCGCAGUCAGACUCCUCCAUCGCCACCACUUUCGAAGAAGCAGACGAUCCAGAGCCAGCCAUGAAACGCGUCGCCGUCCAUGAGACGACGAAUAUCCGUCAACAUGCGCGAGAUGGAGCACAUGCAAACAGUGGCGCGAAACCACCGCGACACGCAAACGGCGAUCGUCUGCUUGACGACAUUCAGUUUGGGAUGGAUGGUUUCUAUGGUGACUUUGGGAACGACAUCAGGUCGGCUUCUCCGUUUCUGACUAAUAACUAUGCCAUGUACACCUUCAACGAGGGCGAAAUUCUAGGAUCAGACUUGGGGGCAUGGGAUGUUUAA
Molecule: messenger RNA, 792 nt
Organism: Ostreococcus tauri
Lineage: Eukaryota; Viridiplantae; Chlorophyta; Mamiellophyceae; Mamiellales; Bathycoccaceae
Product: Basic-leucine zipper domain
Exons: 1
Coding region: 1-792 (263 amino acids)
Biological process (GO): regulation of DNA-templated transcription
Molecular function (GO): DNA-binding transcription factor activity; sequence-specific DNA binding
Source: RefSeq, a predicted model, not a curated record